AUGGCCACUUUUGUCGUCCUCGGAGGCACCGGCAACCUCGGCUACUUCGUCGUCAAGACUCUCAUCGAGGAAUACAAGGACGCCUACCCUGUGGUCCGCUUCACGACCCGCGACCCGACCUCCGCCAAGGCGAAGGAGCUCAUUGCACUCGGUGCACACGCAUUCGCGUUCAGCGACCCCCUCGACACCUUCUUCGCCGGCGCCGCCGUCGUCGCGAACAUCGUCUUCUUCCCGUCCGAGUUCGGCCCCGACCUCCGCAAGAUCGACUUCCCGGGGUACGAGCACCCCGAGUGGGCGACCAAGCGCGCGAACCGCGCGACCCUGCCCGCGCUCACCAAAGGGUCCGACCUCGUCGUCGUCCCCGUCACCACCGGGAUCUUCAUGCCUUGGGCGGUGCACAUGUCCGUCGACUGGACCACCCGCACCACGAUCGGCUUCACCCCGGGGAAGCGCAUGUCGAUGACGGACUUCGCGGACAUCGCGCGCGCGCUCGUGCGGCUCGCCGGGCUGGCCCGCGACCCCACGACGCGUGCGAGCGUGCCUGGGGCCGAGGACGGCGGGCGAAUCGCGAGCAAGUUCGUCGGGAGCACAGAGAUUGUCGACGUGGUCAGGAGGGUCAAGGGGGCGGAGAUCACGGCCAAGCCGUUCGACGCGACGCAGGCGAGGGAGACGCUAAAGGCGAUCUACCCGCCGAAGGAGCUGUCGGCGUUCUUGCUGUAUGCGGGGAUCCUCGUCGAGGAAGGGCUUUCGGACCACUCGGCCGACCGCCACAACGAGCUGGUCAACCCUGGAGAGAAGUUCUGGAAGUGGAAGACUUUCGAGGAGCUGCUGCGCUCUACGCAAAAUAAGAAGUUGUGA
This is a messenger RNA of Epithele typhae, 858 nucleotides long. RefSeq lists its product as uncharacterized. The record is from RefSeq and is a predicted model, not a curated record. Lineage: Eukaryota; Fungi; Basidiomycota; Agaricomycetes; Polyporales; Epitheliaceae. The transcript is spliced from 6 exons. The coding region runs from base 1 to 858 and encodes 285 amino acids.